AUGGAUAAAUUCUCUGAUAUCUCCGGUCUCACCAUCAAUCAAGCUAAGAGCUCCUUAUAUUUGUCUGACGUUGAUAUGGACAUUCAGAAUAGCAUAUGCGGUCAGCUUGGUUUCCAACAAGGAGUUCUUCCAGACGUCUCCAGCUCAUCAAAUCGGUCUUGUUCUCCAUCCAAGUUUACUGGUCUUCAAUGUUCAUCCUUCCGUGCUCCAUCAUCAGGAAAAUAUAAGGUAUCUUCUCUGGAUUUCUAUGGAAGGGCACGAUCUCUGUCUCAUGUGGGAGCUAAGGUUGCUAGGCAUUCCAUUUGCUAUCCAUUAAGAGAAGGGGGCCUUGGCAUUAAUAAUCUAAAACCGUGGAACAAGGCUGCAACGAUGAAACAUAUAUGGAAGAUACUACAAAGCCGGGAAGGGUGCAGAAGCUGGUUCAUUAAACGCAUUGGCAAUGGCUCAUCAACGUCCCUCUGGUAUGAUUAUUGGCUACCGGAUGGAAAAAAACUAAUUGAUAUACUCCCUCUUCGUGUGCUCACAUCUACCGGACUUUCAUGGGCAUCAAUGGUAUCUAACAUUAUACAUGGCAGUUGCUGGAACUUCCCAAAUAUUCUUGAACUCGAGUCCACGUGGAAUACCAUCACUUUCAACCCUCACCUUGCCAGAGAGGAUCAACUAAUCUGGACAGGACAUCAUUCAGGAGAAUUCACUAUUAAAUCUGCAUGGGAAUUAAUCAGGGACAAAAGACUAACCAACAACAUGUAUCACCUACUUUGGUUCAAGGGCCAUAUUCCAAGACAGUCAUUCAUUCUGUGGUUAGCCAGCCUCGGCCGGCUACGCACCUUGGACAGAUUACAUGGGGCUGAAACCAAUACCACUUGUAUCCUGUGUGGUCUUCACGUGGAAACUCAUGAGCAUCUCUUCUUUGAAUGUAAACUACACCAGCUCAGUUUGGGGAGCUAUUUGUCACCAGCCAGCAUGCAGUGGCCGUGCAAACCAUGGAAGCACCUUCUUCAAUGGGCAGCGUCUUACUACAAGAAGAAGAACGACAGUGAUCACAUGAUAGCUCGCCUACUUCUAUCCACUACUGUUUACUUCCUAUGGCAUGAAAGAAAUAACCGUGUUUUCACCAACACGGCUCAGACAUACCAGACGACUGCGGAGGUUAUUUUUCAACAGAUUCGAACCCGCAUAGCAAACAUGGAUCAUGCAAGCACCAUCCCAGCACGGACUCGUGCCAUUUGGAACGUCUAA
Messenger RNA from Populus euphratica (Euphrates poplar), 1239 nucleotides. The record is from RefSeq and is a predicted model, not a curated record. Lineage: Eukaryota; Viridiplantae; Streptophyta; Magnoliopsida; Malpighiales; Salicaceae.